AAUUGAAAAUUUGAAAGGAUAUACAGUCCCUCAGUUUCUCAUUGGAGCACGGAAAAUUCAGAAAGGUUCUCUUUUUCCCUGCCUCUUCUUCACUUUUCUUCCUCCUCCUCCUCCUCCUUCUUUUGUUUUUUCCUCUCUUUUUAAUACAAGAAUCUCUUAUUCUAUCACAUCAACUUAGCCUUUUUCUCUAUGAUUACGUUCCCAAACAUUCUGAUUAUUACUUUAAUUCUUGUGGUUUAAGCUUUUCUUGUUUGAAUUAAUAUAAUAAACUUCCAUUUCCGUAACCUCUGCAUCUUCCAGCGGCGUGUUUUUGUCAUGUAAUGUCCAUCUUCACGAGGAGUUGACAGUAUUUUAAUUCCUUUUCUUUGCCUUUUUGAUUUCCAUCUUUUCAAAGAUUGCCGCUUUUUCUCUUUCAUUAGUAGAUUUCUAAGUUUUUUCUACUAAACUUUAUCGUCACCGAAGAUUGUGAGCUGCCGAGCUGCUGCACCAGCUACUUUCUUUUCUUUUGUCUAAAUGGGUCUUUUCGUUUUGUAACGUUUAACGUUUCCUGGAAUUUCUCUCGCGUUCUCACUCUCUCUAGUCUCUACUUUCUACCAACUUUCUAGUUCUAGUACGGAAGAGCAGCAACCACAAAAUGGGUAGAGCUACAAGAUGGUUAAAGGGCCUGUUUCGGAUAAAGAAUAACAGCAAUAAGGACAUUUGUGACCGGAGAGACGAGAAGCGGUGUAGUUCUGGUAGGGACUCAACUGGGUUGUGUCACAAUCCGGCUACAAUUCCACCCAAUAUUUCUCCAGCAGAGGCUGCUUGGCUAAGGUCAUACUACAAUGACACUGAGAAGGAACAAAAUAAGCACGCUAUUGUAGUAGCAGCAGCUACAGCUGCUGCAGCAGAUGCAGCAGUUGCCGCAGCCCAAGCGGCGGUGGCAGUGGUGAGGCUAACUAGCCAUGGCAGAGGUACCAUGUUUGGUGGUGGACGAGAGAAGUGGGCUGCUGUCAAAAUUCAGACUGUUUUCAGGGGUUAUCUGGCCAGAAAAGCAUUGCGAGCAUUAAAAGGAUUGGUGAAGUUACAAGCCCAUGUUAGAGGAUACUUGGUAAGAAAACAAGCAACUGCAACCCUCCACAGCAUGCAGGCUCUUAUUAGAGCACAAGCCACCGUCCGUUCUCAAAGAGCCAGAAACCUCACAAAAACCGAUAACAGAUUCGAAAUUCGAGCUCGAAAAUCCAUGGAGAGAUUUGACGAAACAAGUAGUGAGUACACAGCUUCAAUCCACAGUAGAAGGCUUUCAACAUCACUAGACACCAUGUUUGUAAACCCUACCGAUGAAAAUCCGAAGAUUGUGGAGGUCGAUACAGGAUUCAGGCCAAAAUCAAGAUCUCGCAGAACUAACACCUCAGUUUCAGAUUUAACCGAUGACCCAUUCUACCAAAUUCUAUCUUCUCCACUCCCAUCAAGAAUUCCACCACGUUUAUCAAUGCUCGACACACGAAAAUUUCAAGAUUCGUACUGGGGCUUAACGGGUGAUGAAUGCCGGUUCUCCACCGCACAAAGCACCCCUCGGUUUCUAAAUUCAGGUGGGUCUAACGCUCCGGUGACUCCUGCUCAGAGCGUGUGUGGAGAUAAUUUCUUUUGGCAGUGUGGGAAUUGCCCUAAUUAUAUGGCUAAUACUCAAUCUUUCAAGGCUAAGGUGAGGUCACAUAGUGCUCCAAAGCAGAGGCCUGAGCCUGGGCCAAAGAAGAGGCUUUCACUUAAUGAAUUGAUGGAGUCGAGAAAUAGUAUGAGUGGCCUUAGAACGCAGAUGUCUUGCUCGCAAGUUCAAGAAGCUGUAAGUUUGAAGAAUGCAGUGUUGGGUAAGCUUGAUAAAUACGCAGCAUUUGCAAGAGAACCAGAGAGAAAUUAAUGGAUGCUUGUGUGGAAAAAGACAAGUGAUUAAAUCGAAACAAGUUGAAAUCUUGUAAAAGUAUUGUAAGAAUUUUCUCAUUGCUUGUGAUUCAAGAAUCAAGAUUUGUGUCCCUUCGUCAA
Messenger RNA from Manihot esculenta (cassava), 2019 nucleotides. RefSeq names its product protein IQ-domain 26. The transcript is spliced from 3 exons. The record is from RefSeq and is a predicted model, not a curated record. Bases 635 to 1897 code for a protein of 420 amino acids. Gene Ontology annotation, molecular function: protein binding. Lineage: Eukaryota; Viridiplantae; Streptophyta; Magnoliopsida; Malpighiales; Euphorbiaceae.